Exophiala dermatitidis NIH/UT8656 is the source of this 1370-nucleotide messenger RNA. RefSeq names its product 2,3-bisphosphoglycerate-dependent phosphoglycerate mutase. Gene Ontology annotation, biological process: glycolytic process. Lineage: Eukaryota; Fungi; Ascomycota; Eurotiomycetes; Chaetothyriales; Herpotrichiellaceae. Bases 115 to 822 code for a protein of 235 amino acids. The record is from RefSeq and is a predicted model, not a curated record. The transcript has a single exon. Gene Ontology annotation, molecular function: intramolecular phosphotransferase activity.
AAACAACCAACGCCAGGAUUACAUAAAAGAACAGAUGUCUUUUUAAUCCUUUCGCGUCCUCAAAUAAUUCGUGUUGAAACAAGAUUGCCAUUGCUAGACGUACAUUGGGUCAGAAUGACUUACAUACUUGUGCUUCUCCGGCACGGCCAGUCCACCUGGAAUGAACUCAACCUCUUUACGGGCUGGGUUGAUGUCCCGCUGUCCGAGAAAGGGGUCGCGGAGGCCAAGCAAGCGGGUACACUGCUGAAGAAACACUCACUGCUCCCGGACAUUGUUUAUACCAGUUGGCUUCGCCGCAGCAUCAACACGGCCAACUUGUGCCUGGAUGAAGCCGACCGUCUGUGGAUCCCGGUCAAGCGCGCUUGGGAGCUCAAUGAACGCCAUUACGGCGGUCUCCAGGGCAAAAACAAAGCCGAAGCUGCCGAGAAAUUUGGCGAAAAGCAAGUCAAAUUGUGGCGUAGAAGCUACGACACUCGGCCACCGGAGUUUGGAAAUGGUACCGAUGCGAAGUCACAGCAGGAUCCGGAUGGUCGAUACGCAAAGUCGGGUGUCCAGGUUCCCAGUACCGAGUGUCUCAAAGAUGUCCUCGAGCGGGCCUGGCCUUACUGGUUGUCGGACAUUGUCCCAGACCUGCAGGCAGGCAAGACAGUGUUGGUUGCUGCCCACGGGAACAGUUUGAGGGCCAUCAUCAAGGGACUGGAAGGAAUCAGUGACGAAGAGAUUCCGGGGCUAGAGCUUCCCACGGGUGUUCCGAUCCUAUAUGAACUCGACGAGAACUUGAAGGUCGUUAGCAAUGGCGGGAAGGGGAAGCUGCUGGAAUGAUAUCCAGGGUAGGCACCAUCAAGCACGUAACAGCUCGAUGCGCCGAGUUUAUCAAUAAUGAACUUGAAGUGACCAGGAUGAAAGGAAAUAAGAUGCAGAGAAGUCGUAGUGGUGAAAGGAUUCAAUGUGAGCCAUUGGGAGAAGAACACAACAUGUAGGGAAAUGCCGGUUCAACCUUGCUGCUGAAGCCUUUUCCCACGGUAUUGUGCCUACCGUAGCUGUGCCUGAUAAUAUCCUGUUUGAGACCACAUCAGGCGUCACACUGCAGCUAAGAGAUGGCAGGGACUUUGAAGCGGAGAGUAGAAUCUGAGGCCGGGGGGCACAAACUGGAAUGUGACCUGUCGCUUUGGCCAUUGCGUGAUAUCCCCUCAAGCCGGUCACGUUUUAGCCGGCAAUGUUCCAUGGCUGGCAUACAGUAGUAGAGUAAAUAAGAUGUUUCUUACACCUUUUCGCAAAGAUAGCGGGGGAAUCGACGUUGCGAAGAUUGAUGGAAUUAAUAAGUACAGUACCUAGGUGCCAGGUACGUACUGUAGGUGCCUAUUCUAUAG